AUGCUCAGCGGGUUUGUCUCCUACCUCAGCGGCCUGCGUCCGCCGCGCGCCUACACCCGCUCGGUCCAGUGGGCCGUCCUCACAUUCGUCGCGCUCCUGCUCCUCAUCUUUGCUGCACACAGACACCAGCAGCCCUCGCUCAACACCGCCCCAUCCUACGCCGCGCUCAACGACGCCAUCUACCAGGCGCACAGCCAGGCUGCAUUCACACCGCUCGUGCCAAAGUCGGACAAAGAUGUGCCGAUCGAGGUCCUACGCGCGCGUCCAAAACCCAAGGCUGCGCUUAUUUCGCUCGGAAUCGAAAUGUCAAUGCGUCAGCUAGAGGCCAGAUUCAACCACAAAUACAACUAUCCUUGGGUCUUCUUCAACGACGUGCCGUUCGAUGAUGAAUUCAAGGCGCGCACGCAGAAUCUCACGUCUGCCGAAUGCAAAUAUAUUUUGAUCCCGGACGAGCACUGGUCUCUGCCUCCUUGGAUCGACGAGGGACGAUUCAUCUCAUCGUUGGAGUAUCUCGGUGCGAUUGGAGUCGGAAAGGGAUGGAUGAUUUCCUAUCGCCACAUGUGUCGCUGGAACUCUGGCUUCUUCUACAAGCAUCCCGCUCUCGACGAAUACGACUGGUACUGGCGAGUGGAGCCCGACGUUCACUUCUUCUGCGAUAUCGACUAUGAUCCGUUUGCGUUCAUGGCCGAAAACGGUCUCAAGUACGGAUUCAACAUGAACAUUCUCGACGACGCCCGGUCUUUCCCGUCUAUGUGGCGCCAGACGCAGGAGUUCAUGGCCGACUAUCCCGAGAUGAUCCACCCGGAUGCCGAUCUGUCAUGGAUUCUUGAUCACCGUAACGAUGGAGAGUACAACAACUGCCAGUUCUUUAGUAAUUUCGAGAUUGGCUCGCUUGACUUCUUCCGCAGUAAGACUUACAACACCUACUUUGACUACAUUGAUCGAAAAGGUGGUUUCUUCUACGAACGUUUCGGUGACGCUCCUCUGCAUACUCUUGCGAUCGUUCUCUUCCUGCCCAAGCGCGAGACGCAUUUCUUCCGCGACAUUGGCUACCAGCACGACAUCAACCCCAACGAACCUGGACGAGAACUUUUACAAGCUGGUGCCGAUGGAAUCACCCCAGCGCAAGCCGGACGAUUCUUGCAUUAG
Molecule: messenger RNA, 1149 nt
Organism: Myxozyma melibiosi
Lineage: Eukaryota; Fungi; Ascomycota; Lipomycetes; Lipomycetales; Lipomycetaceae
Product: glycolipid 2-alpha-mannosyltransferase
Exons: 3
Coding region: 1-1149 (382 amino acids)
Biological process (GO): protein N-linked glycosylation; cell wall mannoprotein biosynthetic process; protein O-linked glycosylation
Cellular component (GO): Golgi apparatus; membrane
Molecular function (GO): alpha-1,2-mannosyltransferase activity
Source: RefSeq, a predicted model, not a curated record